AUGAAUGAAUCUUCAUCAAAAUUAUCAUCUCCACCAGUACUCCAGUAUCCGGAUUUCAACAAAGAACUUGUCUUAACCACUGAUGCUAGUCAACACGCGAUCGGAUCUAUUCUUUCUCAGGAGCAUUCGGGCAAAGAUCUGCUAAAACGAUGGAUGAUAUAUCACUCCUGGAAUAUUCCCGGACCAUUCGUAGUACCCCUAUUAGGAAGUCCGUUCGUAUUAUUACUAACAAAAGAUAAUUGUUUCGAACUGGGUUAUAAGUAUCUGUAUUGCUACAAACCUGUUGCAAAAACUUGGGCAGGCUCGCAAUUGUACAUAGCGACCGCGAGACCAGCAGACGUAGAAAAAAUAUUGACCAAUUUUCUAAACAAAUCACCUUUCCUAGAGAAUUUUAACGAUGCAAUGAAAGACACUCUGCUGACCACAAAAGUCAGCGCCUGGAAAGAACAACGAAAAAUGAUGAAUCCCUGUUUUAAUUUGAAGAUUAUAAAUUCGUUUCAUGAUACAUUUGCCAAAUAUUCAAGGAAAAUGGUGAAUUUCUUGGAUGCUACAGAAGGCAGCGAACAAACUAAUCUCCUUUCAGUGAUAUGGGAAAGCACAUAUGAUUCCGCCAUAGAAAACUUAACGAAUGUGAGACCACAUAUGAUCAAAGGAAGAUACGACGCCAUUAAAGCUCUCGAGAAAAUCAAAGAGAUACUUGUGUAUAGAUUCUAUAAACCUUGGCUUCUCAUAGGUUUUAUAUGGAAAUUAUCCAACUUGUAUAAGGAGCAUCAAGCGGCUUGUCAAACUUUUCGCUCAGUUGUCGAAACCAUAGUAGCAGAAGAAUACCAAUUAAGCUAUACGGAAAAGACAAAUGACGACGAUAUGCGAAGUAAACGUUUUCUACCGCACUUGAUUAAAUCAAAACAAAACAAACAGAUCACCGAUGGACAAAUUCUGGAAGAAAUGGGUUUAAUGACAUUCGUAGCAAGUGAAACGACAGCGGUCACAAUCACUACGAUUUUAGUGGUUUUAGGGAUUUAUCCAGACAUUCAGGAAAAAGUUUACCAGGAACUCGUCUCUAUUCUGCCAACCACUAACAAUGACCCAACUCUGGAGGAGAUCAAUCGUCUGGAAUAUCUCGAUCGCGUGACAAAAGGAAGUAUGCGAUUGAUUCCAGCCGUUCCAGCACUAUUCCGAUACAUUAAUGAAGACAUUAAAUGCGAUCCUUACGUUUUUCCCGCCGGGUCUAACGUCGUCGUUCCGACAGUGCUUCUACACAGAGAUCCGGAUGUGUGGCCUGACCCGGAAAAAUUUGAUCCGGAUCGGUUUCUCCCCGACGAAGUUGCAAAAAGACAUCGUUGCUCCUACAUUCCUUUCAGUUUUGGUCUAAAAUAUGGAAUGAUGUCAGUGAAAUUAAUGGUCGCCAUGAUUGUGAGAAGCUUGAAAGUACGGGCUAUUGGUGCCAAAUCGUGGAAGGACAUCCAGUGCGAGAUGUUGGUCAUACUGAAGCCAAAAAAUGCUCGUUUAGUUUUUGAAAAAAGAUUUUGA
This is a messenger RNA of Zophobas morio, 1530 nucleotides long. RefSeq names its product cytochrome P450 4C1-like. Gene Ontology annotation, molecular function: monooxygenase activity; oxidoreductase activity, acting on paired donors, with incorporation or reduction of molecular oxygen; iron ion binding. NCBI's taxonomy places the organism in Eukaryota, Metazoa, Arthropoda, Insecta, Coleoptera, Tenebrionidae. The record is from RefSeq and is a predicted model, not a curated record. The coding region runs from base 1 to 1530 and encodes 509 amino acids. The transcript is spliced from 12 exons.